This is a messenger RNA of Adineta ricciae, 1317 nucleotides long. NCBI's taxonomy places the organism in Eukaryota, Metazoa, Rotifera, Eurotatoria, Adinetida, Adinetidae. The record is from the annotation of a GenBank genome assembly.
AUGGCCAGAUCGAGUGAAGUAUUUCAUUUCAAAAUUCUCAUUAUUGGCGAGUCCAGUGUUGGAAAAAGUAGUUUAAUGACUCGCUUUGUUGAUGAAACGUUUCAACCAUCAUUUGUCCCAACUAUCGGUGUCGAUUUUAAAGUUCGGACAAUGAUGAUUGAUGACUAUCAGUGCAAAGUUCAGAUUUGGGAUACGGCAGGUCAAGAACGUUUUCGUGUGAUAACAACCACUUAUUAUCGUGAUGCCGCCGGUGUUCUGAUUGUAUACGAUGUAACUAAUGGUGAAUCCUUCUUUCGUAUUCGUCGUUGGAUCGAUGAAAUCAAUAAAUACUGUGAUGAGAACAUUGCAAAAGUGCUUAUAGGAAAUAAAGAUGACAAUCCUUCAUCAGAUAGUGAACAAUCACCAAAAAUUGUCUCGACUGCAGAUGCUGAACAAUACGCCCGCCAAAUGAAUUUAACAUUUUUCGAAACUUCAGCCAAAGAUAAUAAAAAUGUCAAUGAAGCAUUCUAUACACUGACACGUUUAGCUUUACAUCAACGUCUGAAUACACGAGCAAAUGCACAAGCAAUGCCACAUCAUCCGAUGACAAAUGGAACUUCAGCAACGCAAGCUAUUCGACUGAAAGGAGCAGGAAAAUCGAAGAAGAAAAAUAAAAAACAUACUGGUGCAUGUUAUAUGGCAGCAACGACAAAGAAUUUAGAAGGUGUACAAACAUUUAAAAUUCUCAUUAUUGGAGAUUCAGGUGUUGGCAAAAGUUCGUUGAUGGUACGAUUUGUCGAUGACAUCUUCACAGCUGCUUAUAUUACAACAAUCGGAGUAGAUUUUAAAAUGAGUACAAUUAACGUUGACGGACAUCAAUGUCGUAUACAAAUCUGGGAUACGGCUGGUCAGGAACGUUUUCGUGUUAUUACAAGUACUUACUAUCGAGGUGCUGAUGGUGUAAUCAUUGUCUAUGAUGUAACAAACGGUGAUAGUUUUGCUAAUUUAAAAGAUUGGAUCACUGAAAUGGAACGUCAUUGUGAUAAAACUGUCCCUAAGAUUCUUGUCGGUAACAAAGAUGAUAAUGAUAAUGAAUUAGGUAAAGUUGUUCUCACAAGUGAUGCACGUGCCUAUGCCGAACAAAAAGGUUUACCGUUUUUUGAAACAUCUGCAAAAGACAAUAAGAACAUAGCGGAAGCAUUUAAUGAAAUCACUAGACUUGCUCUUAAACGACGUCUUAUUCAGCCGAAUAGUGGACAACCAUCAGCUGGUGCAACUCGUAUAGGAUCAAAACGAACAGUCGUAGGCGGUACGCAGAAAAAGUGUUGUACAUCGUGA